AUGGAUACAGGUUGUGAUGCUCCUCAACCGUCGGAUCCUAGUAAAUCUACAGAUCCAGACCUAACUAUGGAGACAAAUAAACCUUCAAUUGAUGAACUAAACAUUCCUGGCGUUUCCACACGAGAUCUGGACGUAGUUGAGAAAAAUAUUUUACAAAAUAUUCUUGGUGAACGCGGAGAUUCGCGUCCUGAUUUCGAUCUUUUCUCUCGAGUGGACUCAUCUGAGAAAUCUCACUGUGCCACUAGUCCUUCGAACUCCGGAAGUUCCACCGUUAGUGGACGGAUUAGUGAUGAGGAGUAUGUUCCUGUGGACAGUGAGUGCGAAACAAUGUCGGAAGAAUCCUAUACCGAGAUGGGUGAUGCUGAUGAUGCUCCCAUUCGCGAAAGGCGCCAAAAUCUUUCGAAACCGAAGCGAAUCCUGAAAGUUUUUGUGGAGGAUAGCAACGAUGCCGAUUUUGAAGAACGCCUAAGGACAACAGUUUCGUCUGAGAAUGAUGAUGACAGUAAUUACAAGGAGUUGACAGAAUCUCUCAGGAUCUCUCGACAAGUUUGGGAUCGCCUGUAUAAGUAUCAAAAGAAAGGUGUCGUAUGGCUGGCAGGCUUGCAUGAACAAUAUGUUGGUGGCAUCCUGGCCGAUGAGAUGGGUCUUGGGAAGACUAUACAGGUUAUCGCAUUCCUUCGAGCACUGGACGAAUCACAAAAUCAGGAUAACUACAUGAAUUUCAAAGGACUUGGACCAUGCUUGGUUAUCUGCCCUUCUACGUUACUACGACAAUGGGUGAAUGAGAUCCAUCAUUGGAUGCCACGUUGUAGGGUGGCUGUCUUCCACAGUUCCGGUACUUUCAAAGGAAGCAAACGCGCUCUUCUCAACAAAAUGGCUAUCAAUAGAAGAGGAGGAUCUAUCCUGGUGACCACAUACUCAACGUUUCAAAAGCAUAGCAAGUUACUGCUGCCGAUUUCAUGGCAUUAUGUCAUUUUAGACGAAGGUCAUAAGAUUCGAAAUGCAAAAGCUCAGAUUUCACAAACUGUCAAACAGUUGCAUACUCCUUGUCGUCUGAUCCUUAGUGGAACACCUUUGCAGAACUCCCUACCCGAAAUCUGGUCUCUAAUGGAUUUCGUAUAUUGUGGAAAAUUGAACAGUUUGGACACUUUUACUGAGAGGUUUGCAAUUCCGAUUACUCAAGGAGGUUAUGCGAACGCUACGAAGCAACAACUUGCCACGGCUUAUAAAUGUGCUGUCGUACUUAGAGAUGCCAUCAGUCCAUAUAUUCUCCGCCGUUUAAAGAAGGAUGUGAAAAAAUCACUAGACCUCCCAGAGAAGAACGAAAAAGUAUUGUUUUGUGAGCUGUCCUCCGAACAACGCCGAUUAUAUUUAGACUACCUCAGCUCACGCGAAUGUCGAAAUAUUUUCAAAGGAAGACUAGAUCCCUUCGUAGGUCUCACGUUGCUGCGAAAACUGUGUAAUCAUCCCGAUUUGGUUAGUGGAGGACCCAAUCGUCAUGGUGAUUUUGAUGAGAUUGAAGAUCCUACUAAGGCUUUUGGUCAUCCCGAACGCAGUGGGAAGAUGCGUGUUCUGCUACAGUUGCUGACGAUUUGGAAGGAACAGGGAGGUGAAAAGGCGCUUGUGUUCAGUCAAAGCCGUGAAAUGCUCGAUAUCCUUGAGAAGAGGCUGCAGAAUGAUGGGUUCACUUAUCUCCGUAUGGAUGGAAAUACAAAUAUUGGAAGUCGCCAAACAAGAGUCCAAAUGUUCAACGAGGACCCGAAUAUUUUCAUUUUCCUGCUCACAACACGUGUUGGAGGACUGGGAAUUAAUUUAACGGCGGCUAAUAAGGUGGUGAUCUUUGAUCCUGACUGGAAUCCCUCAACCGAUACUCAAGCUAAAGAGCGAUCAUGGAGGAUCGGGCAGGAACGUGCUGUAACUGUUUAUAGGUUACUUUGCGCGGGUACCAUAGAAGAGAAGGUUUAUCAUAGGCAAAUUUUCAAGCAGUUCCUAGCUAAUCGAAUUUUAAAGGAUCCGAAACAGCGUCAGUUCUUCAAGACUAACGAUCUACAUGAUUUGUUCUCUCUUUCUGACGUACAGAAGGAUGCUCUAACAGAAACUGGUACUUUAUUCGCAUCGGAGACCAGCGAAAUUCGUAAGGGCAACUUUUUUGACGACAACCGAAAGAAACACAAGAAGUCCAAAAAGACGGGCAAAACUGUAGAAGAAGAUAGCAAGGACGAAACCCUUCCCUCACUGAGUGAUCAAAAGAAAGCCGAGCUUCGCGAGCGGGCAAGACGUUUAGCAAGAAAUUUGUGCAGUACUACGUCCAAAGAAGGAGAAGCUAGCACGUCGACUACAGAAAACUCAUCUAAGCGAUGUGAUGAGAAGCACCAAAAUCGAAACAGUGUCAGUGUUGUCGAAGCAUCUACUUCCGAUCUGGGUUCCAGGGAUGAAACUACUCGCAGAAAAACUAAGGAGAUGUCAAGAACGGAAAGUGAUCGUAAAUCGAGUGCCGAAAAAUCAGCGGAAGAUAAAAGCAAUGAAGAUUUUGUACUUAGCUGCUUACUGAAGUCAGCCGGUGUUCGUUGUGCCAUCGAACACGACGAUUUAGUUGCUGAGAAACCGUCCGAGUAUCUUAUCGAGAAGGAAGCAGCCGCUGUGGCUAAUAAUGCUGCCAAGGCACUUGGUAAAAGGUCCAACAGAUCAUUUGUUCGAGAAUUUCGCGCGAAAUUCCCGCCAUCAAGCGGGACUGUGCUGUCAACCUCCACCUCCACCGUUGAACAUGUGCCCUUUAGUGGCGAGAAACUUGGCGACAGUCUUUUCGCGGCAAUCCAUGCCAGAAAACGCAAAGCGAAUGAGGGAAGAGCAUCGGAGGUGGUCGUCAAGGACAAAUACGUAGCUAUGGCUGAAAAAAUUCGUGAUUUUCUUGUGAACUGUGGAGGAAAAGCGUACACAGAAAUGAUCUUCGAAAAUUUCAAGGAUGAGUUCAAGGAUGAAAUGCCAAAAUUACGCGCUAUUCUAAGGAAGUUAUGUAAUUUUGACCAUCUCAAAAGAGAGUGGCAUCUUAGAAAUGAGUACAUAUGA
Molecule: messenger RNA, 3066 nt
Organism: Necator americanus (New World hookworm)
Lineage: Eukaryota; Metazoa; Nematoda; Chromadorea; Rhabditida; Ancylostomatidae
Exons: 26
Coding region: 1-3066 (1021 amino acids)
Biological process (GO): transcription-coupled nucleotide-excision repair
Cellular component (GO): nucleus
Molecular function (GO): ATP-dependent chromatin remodeler activity; ATP binding
Source: RefSeq, a predicted model, not a curated record